Drosophila mauritiana is the source of this 1611-nucleotide messenger RNA. RefSeq lists its product as uncharacterized. The coding region runs from base 152 to 1489 and encodes 445 amino acids. NCBI's taxonomy places the organism in Eukaryota, Metazoa, Arthropoda, Insecta, Diptera, Drosophilidae. The record is from RefSeq and is a predicted model, not a curated record. The transcript is spliced from 2 exons.
AACGCAAGCGAGAACAGUCUAAGCAACCGCUUAGUUGCUAGACAACAUCAAAAUUUCCAGAAACAACAGCUUUAUCGAUAUUCCUGGUAGACCCCGGUGACCCUGGGAGUGUGUUCUCGACCCCCGACAGGAGCAGUCACACCCCGCCAAGAUGUCCUUUCAGCGGAUCAAUGUCAAACACGCCUCCAUAGCCGCCCGCCAGCGGCAGUCGCGGACGACCAGGAUGACCCGGCACACCAUUUUCAAUUUAAAGAGACCCAUCACCUUCCAGGUGCGCAAGUCGCUGGUGGAGUACGUGGACAUGGAGCUGGCGGACAUGGACACCUCGGUGUUCUAUCAGCGCAUCUUCAUCCUGGCCAAAAACUGCCACUUGACGCCAGUUGAGUCCAAAGAGCAGUUGCCCGUCGAUGCGGUGGUGGAGCAGGCUGAGCCUGAACCAGAUGAAGCGGCGCCCAUACAGUUCAUGGAGGAUGUGAUCUUCGAUAACACAGAAACGGAAUCGCCCGUGAACACCGCGGAUCCAGCGCCCAUUCCUGCGCCGGAAGAAGCUGCGACGGAAACUGCAGAAGUAGUCACCCACAUGUUCCGUUUCAGUGAAGAAGAUCCUGAAGAAGACUUUGUAGAAGAGGAGGAACUGGAAAUGGACACCCAAGCACCUGAUCAGCCCAAGGACUUCUUUGCCAUCUUCAGCGAGCGCCUGCAGGAGCUGCAUAAGCAGUGCAAGGCGCUGGCCAUCACGCCGGAUCCGAUGUGCGGAUUGUUUCUCCACAUGGGCGAAUACAGCAUGCUGAUGCUAGAGUCCUCCGAGGACAUGAUCGGAUGCUUCACACGGGCCCUGGCCGACUGCUGUGAGACCUUCUGGUUGAUGAACCGCGUCUUCCAGAUCGAAGAUCACGUGCAAGAGCUCUAUACAAAAGAUCUCAUGUUUCGCCGCAUCCCUUCCGUCUUUCUGAACGAGAAGUUUCCCACCUCCACGCCCACCGAUGAGUAUCUCAUGGGAAAGCAGCACCUGAUCAUCAAGGAUAAGCUGCUGACCAUCUGCCGGCUGCUCUCGGAGGGUCAGCCAGUGGAUCCGGACGCGAUCUCCACGCGAGAAAGCGACAUGGAGGACGAUAUGCCAAAGUCAAAGUCCAAGAGCUCAAUCCUAAGCGAACACUUGCCGGUGGAGGUGUUUCGAAAGCACCUGCCCGAGAUCCAGCGCAUCGAACUGGUUUUGGCUUCCACGCGAUUCUACUACGAGUUGGGGGAGUUCGCCAGGCUCUACGGCCGGGUGCCCUUCGCCCCCGACGAGGACGGUCUCUUCUGGCCCAUCCAGAGCAACUACACUCCUCCGAACAUCUUCCGGCGCACUCCGUACGACAUUAAUCUCACCUUUGGCGAAUAUGCCGCGGAGGCUAACAAGAGAAAAACCCACGGGAGCCUGGUCGGGAGUGUAGCUGACGAGGAGGAGGCUCCACCAAAUGAAGAGACCCCGCCAAAGACAGAAUAAGUGAUUUGCCGUCAAGCGAACAAACUGCCAGUUCCAAAGAAUUCGCUCCUCAGCAAGUAUGUUUCAGCAUGUAUCCGAACCUAAAGAAUUCGCGUAUAAAUAAAGAAAUCCCAUUUAUAGUA